This is a messenger RNA of Closterium sp. NIES-65, 603 nucleotides long. NCBI's taxonomy places the organism in Eukaryota, Viridiplantae, Streptophyta, Zygnematophyceae, Desmidiales, Closteriaceae. The record is from the annotation of a GenBank genome assembly.
AUGCCGGAGAUGGACGGGUUUGAAGCCACGCGGAAGAUUCGAGAGAUGGAGGCAGAGAGGCUGCACGUGUACACAGCAGCCAUGGCCGCCUGUGGUAACGCAUUCCCCUCUCCUUCCCUCCCCUCUUCUUCCCUCUCCUCCCCUUCUCUCCCCAUCCCUCCCCUCCCAUUCCCUCUUCUCUCCUCUCUUUCCAUUCCCUCUACCCAGGCCCUCCAUCAUCCCCACCCCCCUCAUGACUACCACAUGCCAGAGAUGGACGGGUUUGAAGUCAAGCGGAAGAUUCGAGAGAUGGAGGCGGAGAGGCUGCAGGUGUACACAGCAGCCAUGACCGCCUAUGGCAACGGCUCCCCUUACGGCAGCGCCGCCAGCUGGGUCGAUAAAAAGGGGAGGGAUGUCACGGGAGGAGUAGGAAGUGGGGUGGAUAGGAGUGCGAUGAUGGGCGGAAGAGGAGGAGCAGGAGGAGGAGGAGGAGGGGGAGGGGGAGGGGGAGGAGGAGGAGGAGCAACGACAGGCACAUGUGCGGGAGGGGGAGGGGAGGCGGAGCAGGAGGGGGAGGGGGGCGAGGGGGAGCGGCAGGGGUUACUAGGUCCCCCCUCUUCCUAA